This is a messenger RNA of Diorhabda carinulata, 762 nucleotides long. Its product is annotated as dynein regulatory complex protein 8-like. Lineage: Eukaryota; Metazoa; Arthropoda; Insecta; Coleoptera; Chrysomelidae. The coding region runs from base 92 to 700 and encodes 202 amino acids. The transcript has 4 exons. Gene Ontology annotation, molecular function: calcium ion binding. The record is from RefSeq and is a predicted model, not a curated record.
UUAUCAUGUCGUACAAUGUCGAUGUCAAUAUAAAUUCUUUUCUUUAAAAUGUGACAUAAUUUUGUAUAAUUACUUCAACUUCCUUAUUAAUAUGGAUGACGAUGAAGAAGAAAUUGAAGUUCCUAUAACUAACGACCUAGAGCAAAGAGUAGCAGAAGCAUUUGCAGUUUUUGACCCCUUCCAAACCAAAAUAAUUGAACUGAAAGAUGUACCUUCUAUAAUAAGAGGUUUGGGUUGUUGUCCAACUGAAGCAGAGCUUCAAGACAUCAUUUUAAGCUUAGAAACUCAAAAGUAUCCCGGCUCUGUUCAUUUGGUAAAUUUUUUGCCACUAGUAACGGAUUUGUUUACACAACAUAAAUUCCUUCCUCCAACUCCCGACAAACUUCUAGCAGCAUUUCGAAGGUUAGAUCCAAGAGGAAUAGGUUGUUUAACAAAAGAAGAGCUUACCAAUUUGAUGACUACAGAAGGAGAACCUUUUACCAAUGAUGAAUUGGAGGAAAUGAUGGAGAUAGCUUUUGAUCCAUUGAGUAAAACAAUCAAUUACGAGUAUUAUGUCAAUCAACUACUGUAUGAACCAGAAGGGGAGAAAAAUGUGUAUACUUUGGCGGAUCGCAUUGAAGCUGAAAAACCUCCUCCACCACCGCCUCGUAAGACAAUGUCUGAAUAUUUAAGAGAAGCUGCUCAACAAGCAGAAGAAUAAUCAUACUGUACAUUUUAGCAAAAAAUAAUACUUUGGUGAAUAAAAAAGCAUGCGCAGAUGAA